UGUUCUCUUCCUUCUUUCUCCGAUUACAGUUCCAAAAACAACACCCAACCUCCUGGGGUCAAUGGUUAAUACUCCCGAGUGUUUAUAUAGUCUCCAGCGCAGAGCACGGGUCCCUCAGCUCUAGGCCAGCUCCAGCACCAUGGCUGGCUUCUGCCAGAUGACCGUGGCCUUCAGGAAAUACCUGAUCAUAAUCUUGGUACCCCUUGUGUUUCUUCCUCUGCCCCUGGCUAUUCCUACCAAGGAGGCCGAGUGUGGUUACAUCAUCAUAGUGAUGGCACUGUUCUGGUGCACGGAAGCCCUGCCGUUGGCUGUCACCGCUCUCUUGCCUGUCCUGCUGUUCCCAGUGAUGAAUAUCAUGGAUUCAACAACAACCUGCAGGGAGUAUCUGAAGGACACCAAUAUGCUUUUUAUCGGGGGGCUGCUGAUGGCCAUUGCUAUUGAGGAUUGGCACCUGCACAAACGCGUUGCUCUGCGGGUCUUACUUAUCACUGGCGUCAGACCAGCCCUGCUCCUGAUGGGUUUCAUGGUCGUGACCGCCUUCCUUUCGAUGUGGAUCAGCAACACCGCCACCACUGCCAUGAUGGUCCCAAUUGCACAAGCGGUGUUGGAUCAGUUGCACAAGUCCGAAAUAGAGUCUAGCACAGCCGGGCAAUCCUCUGAAAACAUCAAUAAAGCCUUUGAACUGCAGGAAGAGCCAACUAAAUCAGAGAGCUCCAAAGAAACAGGAGGGAAAGGAAACAAUCACAUCCUGACAGUCGAGGAAGGCAAAAAGAGAGAUGAAAAUCUGCUAGAGGAGAAACACAAGAAGCUCUGCAAAGGGAUGUCUCUCUCUAUCUGUUACUCAGCCAGUAUUGGAGGGAUUGCAACUCUGACUGGGACAACACCAAACCUGGUCCUGCAAGGACAAGUGGAUGAGCUCUUUCCUAACAACGGCAAUAUCGUCAACUUUGCCUCUUGGUUCUCCUUUGCCUUCCCCACCAUGGUUUUGCUGCUGGUUUUGGCAUGGAUUUGGCUGCAGAUACUGUACUUGGGCUUUAAUUUUCGGGAGAAUUUUGGUUGUGCCAACAGUGCCUCUGCCAAGGCAAAAGAGCAGCGAGCCUAUGAAAUUAUCAAGGCAGAAACCAAGAAAUUAGGCCCAAUGAGAUUUGCAGAAAUAGCGGUUUUGAUCGUCUUUAUACUACUGGUGGUACUCUGGUUUACGAGAGAUCCUGGUUUCAUACCAGGUUGGGCAACGGUUCUUUUCAACAGAAACAAUACAAGCUAUGUUACUGAUGCUACGGUUGCCAUCUUCGUUUCAGUUUUGUUGUUCAUCAUCCCUUCCGAUAUUUCUAACGACAGCAGAGAGAAGCAACCAACAGGCAGCACAUCAAAGAUCCGAGCACCUCCAGCGCUCUUGAGCUGGAAAGUGGUUCACCAGAAAAUGCCGUGGAACAUUGUGUUUCUGCUGGGAGGUGGCUUUGCCUUAGCCAAAGGCAGCGAGGAAUCCGGUCUGUCUUCAUGGUUAGGCAGCAAACUGACUCCUUUGCAGCAAAUCCCUCACCCAGCCAUUGCUUUCCUCCUGUGCCUCCUUAUUGCCACUUUCACCGAGUGCACCAGCAACGUGGCCACCACCACCCUUUUCCUCCCUAUUCUGGCUUCAAUGGCUGAAGCAAUCUGCCUCAAUCCACUCUACGUCAUGCUGCCCUGUACCCUUUCUGCAUCGCUGGCGUUCAUGCUCCCAGUGGCCACUCCUCCUAAUGCCAUUGUCUUCUCCUAUGGACAACUCAAGGUUAUGGAUAUGGCCAAAGCUGGGUUUGUACUCAACAUCCUAGGAGUCCUGACGAUAAAUCUAGCCAUCAACACCUGGGCUUCGUCUUUGUUCGAACUGCAAACUUUCCCAUCGUGGGCAAAUAGGACAGGUACAUGCCCUUAACACGGAGGGCAAAGGAACCAAACACUGUUGCUGUUAGAACUGCAAUGAGAGCCGGACUACCAUCGACCCCAGCUUUGCUGAGGCAGUAGUUAAGAGAUAGGCUGUUCUGUGAAAAAGGACAAACCACCUCCAAGCAAAAUCAUUCAGUUGAUAACAGCAAUAAAAUUGCCUAACAGUGCUGUUUGCCAGGCAAUUUUGUUACCCCAGCAGUAAGACGAGGUAACCUUUAGCUUUUCGACUGUUCCAGGUGUCUUUAGCUUUUCUGUCUCUGCAGGGGGAGGUUUUCCCCAAGCAUCGCUUUUUCAAGCUCCUCCUGCAUAAAGUCUGAAAUCCACAGCAAGAAAGAAGACGGAGGUGUGUAUAUAAAAGGGAGGAGACUCUACGUACCUAAAUUCAUGUAUAUAUCUGUGUAUUGUCACAACUGGCACAAAUAUUCACCUCUAUGAGAAUACAGGCCCUGUAUAUGUUCAAAACCGUAUGAUUGUUAUACACUUGGUGGGCAUUCACGAGGCCUGUGCUGUACAAUUCCAGACAAAUCCCAUCCUGUCAGCCCAUUCUCUUCCUUUGAAACAUAUUUAUUUGCAGUCCACUCGGUAUGAGUGUAAAAGAUGAUUUUUUUUUUCACUUGCCCCUUUGUUAUUUAUGUACAAUUACAGCCUGCAAGGUCACGAUAAAAUAUCAAUAUUCUCUUGAGAAGGAGAGAAUCCCUGCAUCCUAAAAUAUAUGAUUGAA
Molecule: messenger RNA, 2644 nt
Organism: Cuculus canorus (common cuckoo)
Lineage: Eukaryota; Metazoa; Chordata; Aves; Cuculiformes; Cuculidae
Gene: SLC13A2
Product: solute carrier family 13 member 2
Exons: 12
Coding region: 140-1912 (590 amino acids)
Biological process (GO): monoatomic anion transmembrane transport
Cellular component (GO): membrane
Molecular function (GO): transmembrane transporter activity
Source: RefSeq, a predicted model, not a curated record